AUGCCACUGACAGUCGAAUUCGACGCGGACAGCGCAACUCCGCCAGACGGCGGUUACGGCUGGGUCUGUGUCGCCUCAUUAUUCUUGGUCAAUUUCUCAACAUGGGGUGCGGUGGCGUCUUUCGGCGUAUAUCUAUCAUACUAUCUCGGCACCGAACUCUUUCCCGACUCGUCGGACCUGGAGUACGCCCUCGUCGGUGGUUUCAACUUUGCGUGCGCGAUGAUCGCGGCUCCGCUUGUGACGAGGCUUACCCACCGCUUCGGCAAAUUCGCGACGAUGUCGAUUGGAAUUGUGCUUCAGACCAGCGGCUACGUUGCGGCCGGCUUUUUGAAUCAAAUCUGGCAGCUCAUGAUUACCCAAGGAAUUCUUGUUGGCCUUGGUAUCGGCUUCAUCUACGUUCCCAGCUUGCCUAUUCUAUCCCAAUGGUUCGAGGCCCGCCGGAGCCUAGCAAACGGGAUUGCGAGUUCCGGCUCUGGUUUCGGAGGAGCUUUAUUCGCCUGGGCGACAGGAGCGAUCAUCGAUGCCUUCGGGCUGCAAUGGGCCCUAUGUGCGACUGGUCUGAUCACCUUUUUUCUUCUUGUCAUUGCGACAAGUCUGCUUCGCGAUCGUAACAAGUACAUUCGACCGCCACAGUUAGCUUUCGAUACUUCUUUGCUCACGAGGUAUGACGUCCAACUUCUGCUUGCGUGGUCUUUCGUGAGUAUGCUGGGCUACAUCACACUUUUGUUCUCAUUGUCCGACUUUGCGCUCUCCAUUGGUUGUUCGCCACAGCGGGCCACUAAUAUCAUCGGCUUCCUGAAUAUUGGCACCGCUAUUGGCCGCCCGGUCAUUGGUAUCGCGAGCGACAAAUCUGACCGGAUCGACGUCGCGGGUGCUUUGACCCUCGCCUGUGGUUUAUCAUGCUUUGCUUUCUGGAUACCAGCUCAAUCUUAUCCGCUUUUGGUGUUCUACUCGCUGCUUGCGGGCGCCACAUUAGGGGUGUUCUGGAUGACAAUCGGUCCCCUUUGCGUCGAAGUUGCUGGACUUGUGCAUCUACAGUCAUUACUCUCGUUAUCGUGGACGACAAUCAUCCUGCCUACCACGUUCUCACAAACCAUCGCACUCGAGAUACGGCGACCGAACUCCGCGAGACCGUAUCUGUUCCCACAGCUGUUUGUUGGGCUUUCCUACGUCUGUGCCGCGCUGAUCAUGAUGGAGCUGAGGCGUGUCAAACGUAAAGAGCGCUAAGCACAGAGGAAAAACAAUGAAGAGAAGUUUGCUGUGCAGCAUUAUCACCAUGGUAAGCCAUUCACACGCUGAGGGUUCGGGGAGACAGAGGAAGCCUCGUGUGACCAGCAACAUCAAAUCAUUUUACAAAAUUCGCUUCACAUCAGACAGCGCUCACCAUUUAGACUCAUCAUAUCCUUGCACAUACUGCAGGUAUUCACCCUUCUCACCAACCCAGCCUUUGAUUCCUCCUUCAAGUACAAGACUCUGCAUGGUCUUGUCUGAACGCUCCUCAAGGUAGUCAGCGAACCAAGCCGCAGCGCGGUUGCCACGGCCGCGCGAUGAUCCUACACAAGGUCAGCACAGAAUUCGAGUGACUCUUGGACGUAGAACGUCCUCGUCCUGGAACAAGGUAUAUGUCGAGCGUACCGCAAUACCAAAUGACACGUUGG
This is a messenger RNA of Dissoconium aciculare CBS 342.82, 1658 nucleotides long. RefSeq names its product MFS general substrate transporter. The record is from RefSeq and is a predicted model, not a curated record. NCBI's taxonomy places the organism in Eukaryota, Fungi, Ascomycota, Dothideomycetes, Mycosphaerellales, Dissoconiaceae. Bases 1 to 1227 code for a protein of 408 amino acids. The transcript has 4 exons. Gene Ontology annotation, biological process: transmembrane transport. Gene Ontology annotation, molecular function: transmembrane transporter activity.